Seriola dumerili (greater amberjack) is the source of this 1520-nucleotide messenger RNA. Its product is annotated as GTPase IMAP family member 7-like. The coding region runs from base 1 to 972 and encodes 323 amino acids. Gene Ontology annotation, molecular function: GTP binding. The transcript has 2 exons. Lineage: Eukaryota; Metazoa; Chordata; Actinopteri; Carangiformes; Carangidae. The record is from RefSeq and is a predicted model, not a curated record.
AUGUCCGGUUUAAGGUGUGUUGAGGAGUUAGAGGAGUUAGAGGAGUUAGAGGAGUCAGACUUCAGGAUUGUGCUUGUUGGGAAAACUGGAGCUGGGAAAAGUGCAACAGGAAACACCAUCUUAAGGAAGAAGGUUUUUCAAUCUGAAUUGUCUGCUGACACAGUGACAUCAGAGUGUCAGAAGGAAACAGGAGAGUUUGAAGGUAAAACACUGGCGGUUGUUGAUACUCCAGGUCUGUUUGACACCAAUGAAACUCAAGAGAAGGUGACAGAAGAGAUCGUUAAAACCAUCUCAAUGGCUGCUCCUGGUCCUCAUGUGUUCCUGUUCGUGAUCCAGUUGGGAAGAUUCACAAAAGAAGAAGAAGAAACAGUGAAAAUCAUUCAGGACAUGUUUGGAAAAGAGGCAGCACUUUACACCAUGGUCUUGUUCACCCAUGGAGACGAGCUGAAUGUAGAGGGAGUUUCUAUAGAAAAAGUAAUUGGUAAAAAUAAAGCUCUCCAUGACUUCCUCAGUCAGUGUCAUGGAGGACACCAUGUUUUCAACAACAUAGACAAAGAUCCAUCUCAAGUCCGUGAGCUGCUGAAGAAGAUCAACACCAUGGUUCAGAGAAAUGGAGGAAACUACUACACCAAUGAAACGCUCCAAGAGGCUGAGAGAGCCAUAAAAGAAGAAAUGAGAUGUCUUAAGAAAAAAUAUCCAGAUCUGACCUUCAAAGAGGCAAGAAGAAGGGCAGAGAAACAUAACAAGUUCAUACAGGGAAUGCUGGCUGGUGCUUUAGGAGUUCUCGGAGCAGCUGGUGGAGCAGCAGCUGGAGUAGCUGUUGAAGUAGCUGUUGGAGCAGAAGUUGGAGCAGCAGUUGGACUUGUGGGGGGUCCAGUAGGAGCUGCAGUAGGAGCUGCAGUCGGAGUUGCAUUGGGAGCUGCAGUCAUAGGUAUAGCUGCAGCAGUGAAAAAGGCACGUGCUAAACAGUGAUAUGUAAUAUUAAUUAAAGAUCAUCUUCAGCUCAUUAUAACAUUAUUAAAAUGAUAUAAAGGGAAAAUAAUCAUGGUAACUGUGUGUAACUUUGUUUUGAUCACAUCUCGUUUAUUUUUCUGCUUCUGUUCUUGAACGCAUCAUCUUCACCAGCAGGUAGUUUUCUGUUAAUGUUAGAGAUCUUCCGCAUUUUAGUUUCAAUAAUUAUUAUUCAUUAUUCAUCAUGUGAUUAAAGAGACACUGGUGAUCUCUUCAGUCCAAAACAAUCCACAUCAUAUUCUUUAAUGUGUGAUUUAAAGGACAAACUGCAGUUGAUUUGUUUGAAUGAUUCAUUAAUAAAAAGUUUAAUCUUGAAUAAAGCUUGUUUUCUUGUGCUGUCAGAGGAGGUGUUGUAGAGAAGGAAAGUUUGUAGGAAAGAUUGUAGAGAUGUUUCUGUGUUGGUAACGUGAGAUUUAAAGCAGGAACAACAGUGACAUGUUGGUUCAUAUAUCACAUGUAUGUUAUCUGUGUUCUCUCAUGUUAAUAAAUAUAAACAUGUCAAAUGAUGA